AUGACCAUACUCAUCGACACCGCCGAACUAGCGGGCCUCGCUGUGGAAGGUGUGCUCUAUGGCAUAUUCCUCUGCUUGUUCUGCGUGUGCGGAUACGACCUCGCCAACCGCCGCGGCCAAUUCAGGCGCAGGCUGAGUUGGCCGAUGGCUGCGGCGGGCGUACUCCUCAUCCUGUUCGCGACUGCGCGCUUUGCCGUGGAUUGCGCGAACAUCUUCACGGCGUUCAUCCGCCAUGACCCUCGGACGGCGCGCCUUGGCUACCUGCAGGACGUGAAGGAGCCGCUGUUCACGACCAAGCACUGCCUGUUCAUCGCGGACCUGCUCGUGGGCGACUCGUUCGUGAACUAUCGUUGUUGGGUCGUUUGGGGGAAGAACUUCUGGGUCAUUGUGAUACCCGUCACCUUCUCCCUCAUCAGUGCAGUGUCCGGCUCGUACACGAUGUGGGCGUACACCAACCUCCCCAACGAAGCGAUCCACACCGAGGCCACCUGGCUUACGGUCUUCUUCUCCCUCAGUCUCGUAGCCAACGCUAUGGCGACAUCACUGCUGGCUUAUCGUAUCUGGUCUAUCGACCGCCGGCUGAAGAACGCGCUCGACACGGAGGCGGACCAGUCGCGCCUCACCCCAAUCGUGCGCAUCAUCCUCGAGAGUGGGCUCAUCAACGCCGCAUACCUCUUCGUCAUGGUCAUGACGCUCGAGUUCGGCUCCGAGAUCCUCGAGCUCAUGUCCGAGAUGGCGGUCCCGCUCACUGGCAUCAUCUUCUCGAUCGUCAUCCUGCGCGUCGGGCAGCAGCGGCAUGACGAUAGCUUCUACACCACGCAGCGGUCGACGACGUUCUCCUGGGCGGGCCCUCAGAAGCGUGUGUCUGCGUCGAAUCCGACUGCGACGAGCCUCACCGCAGGUGGGUCUGUGGGCAUGCCGCUCGAGGUGUACGUCCACGACAGCACCACGAAAACCCGGGACGGAAGUACGGAGGUAUCAAGUUUCACAAAUGGUACAGCUUAG
Trametes versicolor FP-101664 SS1 is the source of this 1005-nucleotide messenger RNA. RefSeq lists its product as uncharacterized. Lineage: Eukaryota; Fungi; Basidiomycota; Agaricomycetes; Polyporales; Polyporaceae. The transcript has 7 exons. The record is from RefSeq and is a predicted model, not a curated record. The coding region runs from base 1 to 1005 and encodes 334 amino acids.